This is a messenger RNA of Daucus carota subsp. sativus, 1201 nucleotides long. RefSeq lists its product as uncharacterized. The transcript has 6 exons. Bases 123 to 956 code for a protein of 277 amino acids. Lineage: Eukaryota; Viridiplantae; Streptophyta; Magnoliopsida; Apiales; Apiaceae. The record is from RefSeq and is a predicted model, not a curated record.
GUGAUAUUUUAAUUUAGAUUUUGUUUCCUUUAUAAUAUUACAAGCGAAGCGAGUCUAACAGAAAAGGAAGAGGCGAAAUUAGGGUUUCCAAUCAGGCGAAAUUGAAGAGGCGGUGUUUGAAUAUGGGGAGGAGUCGCACAAAGAAUGAUUCUCGUGGGUCAGACAAACAUGGACCGGGAGCGACGAGGAAGGGAAGGCGAGUACACUUUUAUCUUGGUCUACCUACGGAGAAAAUUUACGAUGCGUCGAAAAACAAGAAAUUGCAUCCCAUCUAUAUGGAUGAAUAUGUUUGUCUUACGGAGCUUGCUAUUCGCCUUUACAAUAUCAAGGAGCAUACACAAUUCAUCCUAGUCAAGCUGCUUAAGAUAGUGACCGCGAAGGGUGGCUGUUGGAUAAAUCUUAUCACUUUCGAAGCCCUGUCACCUCGUGGGGAUGCUACAGUUUUCAAAACAACAAUAACACAGUUUUUUCUCAAAUAUAAAAAAAUAGAGAUUAAGUCUGUUGAGCUCAAAUCUUCUCAGUCUGGUCACAAUGGUGAAAAGUCUAAACAAGAUCCGCCCCUUGAUAUUGCUCAACAACCCGUCAUCAAAACAUUCCCUGCUAACACUUUGGAAGAUAUGGCCCCUUUUCUCUCCCAGUAUGCUCUUGUCAAUUAUGACAUGGACCAGUCUCUUGAGCGUACAGGUCAUAUAAAAAGAGAGGCAUUUCAUAACAUUUCCUCACUGAAAGUUGUCAAGGUGAUUAAACUUGAUGCGGAGGAGGGUACUAGUUACCUUGUUACUUUCACAGCCUCCUUGCGUGAUGAGAGCAAGAAUGUUGAGACCUUCGAAACACAUAUAUGUGUGCCUAGCCUCUUCCCAACUAUGAUCUUGAAAGUAAGGGAUAUCAGUCGCAGGGAUUUGCUUGCAACAGUGCCUGUGGAGGAGCACAAGGGAACAAAGAAAGUAGUUGCUUAAUAAAGUCAUCUGCAUGUAUAUUAUGUUUAUCAGUUUAUGAAUUGGUCAUUGUUUUGACCUUUUGAAACAAAUGGUUAGAUUUCUGUCCAAGCUCGAUGUGUUUAGUUUGUGUGUGUGAAUUGUUCUUGUUGAUUGUGUGGAUUGAUAAGCGGACUUGAAAAGCUUUUCCUUUUCUUAUGGUUCAAAUCAUUCUAAGCCAAGACUUUGUACUAUGGUAAGUAAUCUGUGGUACUGUUAACUGUUGA